AUGGUCUCGGAGUCAAAUAAAAAGGAAAAAACGCUGCAUGAAUUGUUUUCUAAUAGCUUCGACCGCUCACCCGAUGGCUCAAUAUUAACUCAUGAACUGAAAACAGUAUUUUCUAUUAUGAUAAUAUGUCUUCCGCUGGAGGAAAAACCAAGAUCAAGUAGCAAUCGACUCUUGAAUUUCGCUAAGAAAAGUUUUCCGUUCACAUUUUCAAUUACGGAGGCUAUUGAUCUACUACAGGAGCUGGAGCUUAAUGUGGAAAUGAAUUCCACUAGUAUCUACAUCAGUUAUUCCAUCAAACCAGAACUGGGAUACCAGCUAUUGAACACUUUUAUGAAAGCUAAAUUACUACAUACACCUGCGGAUAAGACAAGAAGUCGGCCAAAAGAGAACAUUCUUUUGCAGCCGACUCCUAAAGGGGUGGCCGUAACGUGUGAUUAUGCCAGGAAGUUUGCAUUGAAAGAGCUGCCUCCAAUAUUAACUUCAAACUUCAAUACGAUGAAUCUUUUCAAGUUCGAGCGAAAUACGUUAGAUGAUUCUGUCAUUCAAAGCGAAUACUUCAUAAAUCUAUUGUUCAACAAGGUCAUGGGUCCAAAACCUAAUAUAUGGUCCCCAAAAAAUCCAACAGAUAAAAUUCCUAAGCUCUCUGACUUAUUGGAUCAAAGAAGCUCAGAUGUUUUCUCAUUUGAAAAUGUGUCACCAGACUUCGCCGUAAACGAGCUUGGUGAAAACCCUAAAAAUAAUGUUUCAGGAAAUUCACAGUCUCAACAUACUGAAAACAAUCUACAUUCGUUAAACUCUCGACAACUUGAAGAUGAGGACAGAGAAUCUCCGUUUGCAUAUAGAUUUUUUUCAAAUCCAGAUUCUGACUCUCACAUUCAAUAUUAUGUGAGUGAUUGUGGGCUUCGAUUGUUCGGGAACAAAACUUUUGGAAAAGGAAUGUUUAUUGACUACUGUUUCACCACAAAAGCCCUUUGGCAAUGGUUGAUGGAAUGUACUGAUAUAAUGUACCCUAAAGAAUGUGUUGCAGUUGCAGCACUCUUUCUGAAAUACGGCCUAAUUACACCAAUCUUAUUACCUCCCAGUCAAAACAGCAAGAAAAAGUUUCUAAUUUCAAAAACAGCACACUAUACAUUGACCCAAGCCGGUUGGGACGUAAUUCAAUGGGGAGUAGAUGGGCUACCCAAGAUUCCGCAUUUCAUGGACGGGGUUAAAAUCGGAACGGAUACUGAGAAUUAUGGCGGCGUUAAUUGCAGCGUAAAACUCUCCAGUCGUUCACUCCCAGGUAAUUCUCAGCUCAAAAGCGGACAUGAUUUUGGAACCAAAAAUGUAAUGGUGUCGAACUAUGAUGUAAGCUCGGAUUCAAGUUCGAGCUCAGGUACUGGGGACGAUAAUUAUAAUCCUGACGGUUUAAAGUUGCUGUCUCUCAAACAAAUUCUGGCUGAUCCUGGGAUGCGAUAUCUUUUUAGAGAGCAUCUUUGCAAAGACAUGUGUGCAGAAAACCUAGACGUAUACUUUGAAAUAACGAAGUUUUUAAAAAGAAUGUCGGUUCUGCGAAAACUCAUUGAGUCUCGAAACCAGAGCGAACACAAUAAGAUGGAUCUAAGGGAAUGGAAAACUGGUGGUAGUACUAAACUGAAAGAUACAAUUCAAUCAGCUCUUUUAAAACAAACUAGCGAAUGCCUUUCGCUGGUUUACCAUAUUUACUCCUCUUAUAUUGCACUGGGGUCUCCGUAUCAACUUAAUAUUGAUCAUAACGUUAGAGAAACAAUUACUGGAAUAAUAUUCCACCCUCAGUCUCCAACUAAAACUGCGUUCGACACUUCAGGCAAGGAAAAUUGUUCAAGAGCCAUUUCGGAUGCAUCUGUUAAUAGACCCUUAAGCCUCGAUCCUGCUGCCCGGAAGAAAUGCGUGGAGCAUAAAGUACAAUCCCAUAGUAACACGUCAAUGCCAUUGGCGCCGACACCUCUUAAUAAGGGUACUGAGUCAUACGUCAUUAUUCAUGCUAUAUCAAUGUUGAAGGAUUUGUAUCAGUUACUGGAAAAAAUCAGAAAUACCGUAUUUAUCAUGAUGAAGAACGACUCUUUGCCCAAAUUCCUGGCAACAGAAUCGUAUAGGGACGCAAUUUCAUUAAUAACUGCUAACAAGUAG
Molecule: messenger RNA, 2148 nt
Organism: Kluyveromyces lactis
Lineage: Eukaryota; Fungi; Ascomycota; Saccharomycetes; Saccharomycetales; Saccharomycetaceae
Gene: SST2
Product: GTPase-activating protein SST2
Exons: 1
Coding region: 1-2148 (715 amino acids)
Biological process (GO): intracellular signal transduction
Source: RefSeq, a predicted model, not a curated record